AUGGAUGAUGCCAAUGAGGUUGCAUUUAUCGUCGAUGAAGUUAGUAAUAUAAUUAAAGAGAGUAUCGAAGUGACAAUCGGCUCACAAUCAUAUCAACAAGCAAAAAUAAAUACGUGGACAUCAAAUAUUGUUGAAGCCAUUCUAAAUUCGUUAACAAAAUUAAAUAAGCCAUUUAAAUAUAUUGUCUCGUGUGUUAUUAUGCAAAAGAAUGGUGCUGGUUUACAUACAGCUUCGAGUUGUUUUUGGGAUAAUUCAACCGAUGGAUCAUGUACAGUCAGGGAUGAUAUAGAUGAAAUAUUUUCUUUUGUAAUAGAACGUCAGUUUGCAUAUAUUUUCUUUUAG
This is a messenger RNA of Didymodactylos carnosus, 342 nucleotides long. Lineage: Eukaryota; Metazoa; Rotifera; Eurotatoria; Philodinida; Philodinidae. The record is from the annotation of a GenBank genome assembly.